Monodelphis domestica (gray short-tailed opossum) is the source of this 3315-nucleotide messenger RNA. It is a transcript of the gene CEP112, whose product is annotated as centrosomal protein 112. NCBI's taxonomy places the organism in Eukaryota, Metazoa, Chordata, Mammalia, Didelphimorphia, Didelphidae. The record is from RefSeq and is a predicted model, not a curated record.
UCCCAUCCUUCUACCCUACUUGCUGGGCGGCCCGGGCGGUGGCUGCGGCACACUAGGAGGAGUAAGCUGUGGUUUGAAAUCGUUUGGCGGCGGCAGGCGGCGGCUGUGGCCGCGGGAAGCUGACAGGACGGCUGAUCGUAGGGGCGCCAGACUCCUUGAUUGGAAAUGGCAAGAGAAGAAGAAAAAUGGGAGAGCUUGGAUGCAGAAUUUGAUCACUACGUGGUAGAUAUGAAGCCUUUUGUUCUAAAAUUACCUCAUCAUUCAGAGCGACAAAGGUGUGCACUUUGGAUUAGAAAACUCUGUGAACCUUCAGGAGCAGGCACAGGAAUAAUGGGUAGGAAGAAUCGGAACUUGUAUGCAAAACUGUUGGUACAUAUGCUUAAACGAGGAGUUUUAGAAGGUCCUUUUACAUACCGACCUGAACCAGGAACAUUGAAAACUUUACCAUCUUACAUGUCCAUCUAUUUGGAUGAACCAAAUUUAGCAAGAGCAAAAUGUUCAAAUUCAGAGGGAUUACCAGACUGGGUAAAGAGUGAAUUAAGGACAAGUGAACACAGACUGAGUAAUUCAUGGAGACUUUCAUCUGAUGAAGAGAGUAUAUUUAUGCAACCACCACCAACUGGACACAGCAGUAAACAACGAUCUACUGGGGAGCUACGAAUGAGAUCACAUUCUGUGAGUCCAAUUCACCGAUCAGAGGAGGAAAAUCUUGGCACACAUAUUGCUAGAGAUUACUUCAAGAAAUCUUCAAUAUCUAUGGAUGACAGUGAACUUGAAGCUCGUCUUAAUAGUUGGAAUCUUGGGAUCGAAAAUCCAAGAUAUCUACGAGAGAAGCCCAUUCCAGUAUCUUUGCAGAUGACUGCUAAAUCAAAUCUAGGGAAGGCCAGUAGUUUCCAUGAUGAACAGUUACUCCUUCUUAUACAUGAAAAAGAGUUGGAGAUGAAAACAAAAAUUUUGGAAGGUAAAUUUCAUGAGGAGAAGCUUAAAUUACAACAGAAACAUGAUGCUGAUGUCCAGAAGAUUUUAGAAAGAAAGAACAACGAGACAGAAGAAUUGAAAACUUUAUAUAAAACAAAGCAAAAUGAAGCUGAUGAUACUAUUAAAAAGCUUGAGAGAAAAGUCCAGACUCUUAUUCGUGACUCCCAAGUGAUUAGAGAGACUAAAGAAAAUCAGAUUACAGAGUUAAAAAAAUUAUGUGAACAAAGCACAGAAUCCUUGAUCAAUGAUUGGGAGAAAAAGCUUCAUAAUGUGGUUGCAGAGAUGGAGAGAGAAAAAUUUGAGCUCCAAAAGAGACAUACAGAAAAUAUCCAAGAACUGCUUGAAGACACAAAUAUACGUCUUUGUAAAAUGGAGGAAGAAUACAUGGCACAAACAAAGGCUACGAACCAAAUGGUAAAAGAGUUGGAGGCACGUGUCCAGCAACUGAGUGGAGAAGCUGAAAAUAGCAAUUUACAGUGGCAAAAAUUAAGUCAGGAAAAAACGGAAUUGGAAAAAACCUACCAGAUGACAUGCUGUGAGCUGCAAGAAGCUAAAGCAAGGAACAACUCACUUAAUAAAGAAAAGGAUGAAAUCACAGCAGAUUAUGAACAAAACAUAAAACUAUUACAAACCAAAUAUGAUUCAGAUAUUCAGAUUAUGAAAGAAGAGCAUGCUGUGUCUUCUGCUAAGGCAACUGAGUUGACUGAGAAGUUGGAAGAUGAUAUAUGUCAAUUAAAACAACAGCUACAAAAAUCAGAACAUCAAAGACAACAGCAGCUAAGGGAGCAAGAAAAUAUAUUCCAGCAGGAGAAAUUUCAAUUAGAUCUCAAUUAUGAAAAAAAGGUUCUUGGCUUCCAGAAUGAAUUUGAAAAGGAGAAAGGAGAUUUUCAAAAGAAAAUUCGUAAAUUGGAGGAGGUUUUCAGGGAGAAGGAGGAACAGCUGAAUCGGGUGACUGAGAUACAGAGGCUCCAGGCCCAGCAGGCAGAUGCUGCCCUAGAGGAAUUUAAGCGGCAGGUUGAGCUGAACUCAGAGAAAGUCUAUGCUGAAAUGAAACAACAGAUGGAAAAAGUGGAGGCAGAUCUAACUAGAUCCAAAUCUCUUCGUGAGAAACAAUCUAAAGAGUUUUUAUGGCAGUUAGAAGAUGCCAAGAAAAGACAUGAACAGCAGAUAGUAGAGCUGAAACGGGAGCAUGAACAGGAGAAGACGCACCUAUUCCAGCAGCAUAAUACAGAGAAGGAUUGCCUAGUCCGAGAUCAUGAACGGGAAAUUGAGAAACUGGAAAAAGAGCUCCGCGCUGCCAAUAUGGAGCAUGAAAAUAAAAUUCAAGAGUUCAAGAAACGAGAUGCACAGGUUAUCUCUGAUAUGGAGGCCCAAGUUCACAAGUUGAGAGAAGAACUGAUUCAAGUAAAUUCUCAAAGGAAACAACAGCUUGUAGAGCUUGGACUUCUUCAUGAAGAGGAAAAGCAGCGAACAGCUAGAGACCAUGAGACUAUUGUCAACAAAUUGAAGGCUGACUCAGAAAAGAUGAAGUUAGAAAUGAAAAUGACAUAUGCAGCUGAAACAGAGUUAACACUGGAAAAGGUCAAAGAUUAUAAACAAGUUAGGACAUCGUUCCAAACUGCUUUCCAGAAGUCAGAGCUCCCCCAACAACACAUAAAUGCCAAUAGCAGGUUGAAGCAUAUUGAGAAGGAAUACAGUCAGAAAUUUGCUAAAUCCUCACAGAUUAAACCUUUAACUGUGCUGCCAUUUGAAAUAUGCAAUUGGAUCAUAACUGAACUUCAGACAACGAUUUCCUCUCUGAAGGAAGAGAGCAGCCGCCAACACCUGGCAGCUGAAAGGCGCCUCCAGGAAGUGAUGAAGAAGUUUGAAGAGGAAAAGAAGCAGAUGAUUAGAGAUAAUGACAGAACAAUCAAGGCUUUACAAGAUGAGCUGGAAAACCAAAGCAUUGAGAUACGCUCCACAGAGAAAAAACUGCAACAUCGGGAGAUGGAAUCCCAGGAGCAGCUAACCUAUAUACGGCAAGAAUAUGAAACAAAACUCAAAGGUUUGAUGCCAGCAUCUCUAAGACAAGAGCUUGAAGACACCAUUUCCUCUUUAAAAUCCCAGGUUAACUUUCUGCAAAAGAGGGCAUCCAUCCUUCAAGAGGAAUUGUCAGCAUACCAAAGCAGAAGGUAAUUGAAAGAGAAAAUACAAUUGCAGCAGCAGCUCGGUUCUCCUAAUGGACUUCUUUCAACAGGUUUGAAGAUUUGGAUACUGUAAAAUUAAGCUGUGAGAUUAGUGAAUAAUUUUAUUAGUUAAAAAUGUACCUAAGAUCAUAAAAUGGCAUUUCAUCAUUCA